ACUUGAUCGACUUAAUUUGGAGGAGGUUUGGUCGGCAGCAAAUGUCACUUCAAACGCUAAUCUCAUUGAGGUGUGCAUACCAAGGAUAGCAGGUGAUUUUGAGAGAUUAGCCUCCAGCCAGCCCUUCCUUCAACACGUAGGUGCCGACCAACUUCAAACCUUACUGCAUAGUCCCUGGAUAUGCGAUGGAAAAGAAACAUUGAAAUUCAAGGCAAUCUGUACCUGGUUGCAUGCAUCCUCCUUAAAUGACGAACACGUUAAAAUCGAAAAGCAUUUCCGUCCUCUUCUCAAGUUGAUCGACAUGAAGAAAUUGCCAACAGAGGUUAUAAUUGAAACGUCAGUUAGUGGAUCGGAUUACAACUUGUCGGAAAGUGCAAGACGGAGGAAACUGCCCCCAAUGCCAACGCCUAGGUGUGCCACAGCAGCAACACAUAUACCCGGUGUUGGUGACAUUGUUGUUGGUGGGUGUGGUAAAAUUAAUGAUAAAUAUCCGACUUACAAUAAAGCGGAAAUCUUUUUGACAACUUCAUCGCCUCUUGGGCUCGCAGGCAGUUGGUGUGAAAUCGCUCCAAUGCUUCAUUCGAGGUCUUAUCCUGCAGCAGAAUUUUUCAAUGGAAAUGUAUACGUCGCUAGUGGUUCUAUGGAGAUGUUGUCUUUUUCUACUGAAGGACCUCCCCAGUGGACCGAAGUGAUUAAUACCACUUUAAAACUAAAAUCGUUGAUCUCUUUUAAUGGGAGUCUUUUGUUUGGUGCAGAGUGCGUAGAGGAGCAACUACAUGCGCUCUGGAACAAUUUGGAUGGCGUGGUAUCAGAAGCUGUUGCCUACGAGGGAAUUCGGGCAAAAAUGAUCGAUUGUGCCCAAAUAAUUCUUAUGCCUGAAUCAUCUUUCACCAAAAACUAUUUGCUAAUCAGACAGGAGUUCACCUGGAAAAAGAAAUUCUUUGCUAAAGCUUCAGCUCAACUUAUUGACGUGUCAAUGUCUCUUGGAUGCAAAUCCUCCAUACUUGAAAUACCCGUGCACACAGGUCGGUACUCUUUUGAUACCAACCAAGGUACAAAAAUGACGACUGUUCUCUCAGAGAAUACUGGAAUUCAGGUUGUUGAUAUGAAGGACCUAGAGGAAGUGAUAUUUCAGUGUGGUGAUGAAGUCUAUGUUGCUGGUGUUACAGCUUCUAAACCAAAAUAUAUUGGCGAUAGCUAUGCCCCCAUUAGAGAUCAUAAUGUCACAGGUCCAACUUCUAAUAAGAGACGAGAAGUAAUCGUUAUAUCGGUACCGAAAAAGUUGGAAUGCGUACAACUGAACCAGAAGGCCACAAACCUUCUGAAACAGAGUAGCGAUCUAAGAGAAAUUCACUCAACUGUGUCGUCCUCGGUUUCACAACCUCGGUUACGAAUGGGAAGUGUAUUGGGAACUCCUAUUCGUUUCGAUGGAUCAUUAAUUUCCCAACAGCCAAUGACUGCUAUAAUCAAUCAAUCUCCUACUUUCAAUACGUUCAGUUCUCAAGACUUGGCUGCUGCAGAAGCAUCCAGAAUUACCUCCGCCCACACCGGUAAUGGUGGAAGACAGUUCACAUUUACAGGACUCAAUAACUCACCUGCUAUUUCUUCUCAAUAUUCACCAUCUGCAAGGGCCUUUGAGCAGUUAGGUAUUCGUUGCAAUUGUGGACUUCAUCUUGCAGCGGUGAGUGCAGUUAGUUCUCCGGUGGAAAUCUCUUGCAGUUCUUGUGCUAGGAGAAAUUUCGAGAUUCUUAGAGAACUGGGAAAAGAAUCAGUAUUCACUUGUGAUUGUGGACGAGAGUAUGGUGGUAUCAGCAUGCUUCCCAUCAAACUUACAUGUCUCUCAUGGAGACCUGUCGUUCCAGUUGUAGUAGACGCGAUUUCCAUUCAUAGUCGAGUUUACGAAUCAUGCCACAUUACUUGCGAGGCUGCUAUCAAACCAACUAUGGUCUCCAAGCGUCUGACUGCUAACAUUCAACCUGAUGGAAUAGAGGCUGGUUGUGAGGCGAGUACUUACAAAGUGGUCUAA
Molecule: messenger RNA, 2026 nt
Organism: Rodentolepis nana
Lineage: Eukaryota; Metazoa; Platyhelminthes; Cestoda; Cyclophyllidea; Hymenolepididae
Source: the annotation of a GenBank genome assembly